Molecule: messenger RNA, 484 nt
Organism: Eptesicus fuscus (big brown bat)
Lineage: Eukaryota; Metazoa; Chordata; Mammalia; Chiroptera; Vespertilionidae
Gene: PPP1R1C
Product: protein phosphatase 1 regulatory inhibitor subunit 1C
Exons: 5
Coding region: 134-484 (116 amino acids)
Biological process (GO): intracellular signal transduction
Cellular component (GO): cytoplasm
Molecular function (GO): protein phosphatase inhibitor activity
Source: RefSeq, a predicted model, not a curated record
CUGGAAUUACAGCUAUUUAUUACGAAGCGCUCUGUGUGGCUGGUGGAGUGUGCCCGAGGAAACACAUCCCAGACACCACUUGGGGUUAGUCCUUCUGAGUCCUUCACGUGUCUGACUAAUUCUCAUCAUUACCAUGGAGCCCAACAGUCCCAAAAAGAUACAAUUUGCUGUGCCUUUGUUCCAGAGUCAGAUUGCACCCGAAGCGGCGGAGCAGCUGGGCCUUUGUUGUUCACAGAUCAGGAAAAGAAGACCUACACCGGCAUCGCUUGUGAUUCUCAAUGAACAUAACCCCCCAGAAAUAGAUGACAAGAGGGUGACCAACAUGCAAGCAGAAUCACAGGACGCAUCUCCUAAGCAGAGGAAGCAGAGUGUGUACUCAGCACCCACCAUGAAAGGGGUUAAACACCUGAAAGGCCAGAGUGAAUCAGCAUUCCCUGAAGAAGAGGAAGGUGUCAACGAAAGAGAAAAGCAAUGGGACCAUUAA